This is a messenger RNA of Meyerozyma guilliermondii ATCC 6260, 954 nucleotides long. RefSeq lists its product as uncharacterized. Bases 1 to 954 code for a protein of 317 amino acids. Gene Ontology annotation, biological process: glycine import into mitochondrion. Gene Ontology annotation, cellular component: mitochondrion; mitochondrial inner membrane. Gene Ontology annotation, molecular function: glycine transmembrane transporter activity. NCBI's taxonomy places the organism in Eukaryota, Fungi, Ascomycota, Pichiomycetes, Serinales, Debaryomycetaceae. The transcript has a single exon. The record is from RefSeq and is a predicted model, not a curated record.
AUGGCAAGUACAACUCCCGAGGUUAAACCCGGAACUACGUUGCAUUUGCUUGCUGGCAGCUCGGCUGGCCUUAUUUCCGCUUUCACAUUACAGCCUUUCGAUCUUUUAAAAACAAGACUACAACAACAGCAACGUGCCAAUGUCGGUUACCGCUCCAGUAUUAGUCGAGAAUUGAAAAAACUUGCUAGAUUCAAAGACUUGUGGAGAGGUGCCUUGCCCUCCACACUUCGUACCUCGGUCGGUGCUGGACUAUACUUUACAAUUUUAUCCCAAACAAGGACAUAUGUUGCUCAAUUGAGAGCACGGACUGACAAAUUGCCCCAUUCCCAGACCAGUGUACUCCCAAAAUUAAGUGCUCUCGACAAUUUGUCAGCUGGGUUUGUUGUUCGUGCGGUGGUGGGAUUCAUCACUAUGCCAAUUACCAUCAUCAAAACCAGAUUUGAGCUGAAUAUGUACAACUACAAUUCGAUGUACGAAGGUGUGGAAGGCAUUUACUUGGACGGAAAGGAAAAGGGCUCGUUAAGAAAUUUCUUUAAAGGCACAAUCGCUACACUUGCUCGUGACUGUCCAUAUGCGGGACUCUACGUCUUGUUUUAUGAAUCAAUGAAGAAUGAAUUUGUACCCAAAACGCUUAUUUUAUUUGACCAACAGGAACAACUAGAGAACAGUACGCUUGUGAAUUCGAGCGCAGCCGUGGUUGCGUCUCUGUUGGCCACCACCAUCACUGCACCCUUUGAUGCAAUAAAAACUAGACUUCAAUUAGACUCACAUACUGUGGGAGGAAACUCGAUUAUGCUGGUAACGAAACAAUUACUCAAAGAAGAUGGCGGAGUAAGAAACUUAUUUCGUGGAUUGUCUUUACGGUUCGGACGCAAAGGACUUUCUGCCGCUAUCAGUUGGUGUAUAUACGAAGAAUUGCUCAAGUCGGGCCGAUUACAACGACUUUUGCAUUGA